Messenger RNA from Strongylocentrotus purpuratus (purple sea urchin), 519 nucleotides. RefSeq names its product delta-like protein 1. Gene Ontology annotation, molecular function: calcium ion binding. Gene Ontology annotation, cellular component: plasma membrane; protein-containing complex. The record is from RefSeq and is a predicted model, not a curated record. The coding region runs from base 1 to 519 and encodes 172 amino acids. The transcript has 3 exons. NCBI's taxonomy places the organism in Eukaryota, Metazoa, Echinodermata, Echinoidea, Camarodonta, Strongylocentrotidae. Gene Ontology annotation, biological process: establishment or maintenance of epithelial cell apical/basal polarity; heterophilic cell-cell adhesion.
AUGUGCGAGAUUGAGAUCGACGCCUGCAUCGCCUCCAGUGAGCCCCCUUGCGCCAACAACGGACAGUGCAUCGACCUGCGGCAGGGUUACCGCUGCGUCUGCCAGACCGGUUUCACCGGUACCCAGUGCGAGAACGACAUCCCUUGCACACCGGAUCCCUGCGUUAACGCUUGUAUCAGUGGAACUUGCAUCAACGUCGGCGACACCUACACCUGCAAUUGCCCACAGGGCAUCACUGGCCAAUUCUGCGAGAGCACGGUAGCGCCGCCGCUGCCGUGCGACACAAACCCCUGCCUGAACGGUGAUUGUCAGAACGUUGGCGACACGUUCUUCUGCAUCUGCAACGACGGCUUUACAGGCCAGAACUGUGAGAGCACUGUUCCGCCGCCUUUACCAUGUGACUCCAAUCCUUGUAUUAAUGGCGAUGCUUGGAUGACACAGACUCUUAUCUCUGUAUCUGCAAUGACGGUUUCACUGGCCAGAAUUGUGAGAGUCCAUCCAGCCGUCCAUGCCGUGUAA